Messenger RNA from Cryptomeria japonica (Japanese cedar), 3061 nucleotides. RefSeq names its product long chain acyl-CoA synthetase 9, chloroplastic. Gene Ontology annotation, cellular component: endoplasmic reticulum; membrane. The record is from RefSeq and is a predicted model, not a curated record. The coding region runs from base 621 to 2816 and encodes 731 amino acids. Gene Ontology annotation, molecular function: long-chain fatty acid-CoA ligase activity. The transcript has 12 exons. Lineage: Eukaryota; Viridiplantae; Streptophyta; Pinopsida; Cupressales; Cupressaceae.
UAUUCCUUUUUCUAUCCACUUAUUUAUGCUAUUCUCAACCAUGCUAAAGUUGAUUACGAUAGUACAUUAGUGAGAAGACUCUUUUGCUCUAGGUACAGUUGAAGGGAUUGGCGAUGAUGGUCCAUAGAAACAAAAUCUGGGCGGCUUUUCCUUGAUGGAAAAAAAAAGGUGUAAACAGCGGCGGGGACAAGAAUUAUCAGCCGAUUUUUCCGUCCUUUGAUUCCCUCGUACAACGACACGUGGACCCUUUGUUUUCAUCUCUCCUGUGUUGGCAAAUCCGCUUUUCAUUUGGUCAUGGGUUGGGCUUAGAUAACCUACCUUUGUGUGUUUCCCCCAUUGCCUCUCUGCAUUUAAAUUUCUGCCUUACGCCUAGGGUUUCGGGGGAGUUUUCAUAAAUUUUGCUGUUACAAUAUCAGAUCCCUUUGGUUUGCUUCUCUCAAACAAUAUUGCAGGGAGAAGAAAGAUUGUGCUUUUAUUUGUGUCGGGGACAGUCUGGAAUUGCCCUUGAGGUUAAAGAUAUCUCAAUCUGACAUUAUAACACAUUUGAAAAUGACCGAGGGGUAAGACUACGCAUCUGUUGUCCUCUCCAAGUCAGUCUCCUCAGCACCUGCAAAAUUCAAAUGGCAGCUGCUGAUUCACGUGACUCAACUGCACCCUUGUUGCAGCCUCUAGCAGAUAGAGAUUCUUCAACAGCUGUACAGAAAUACGACUCUCUUACAAAAAUGGGUGGUUUCCUUGUUAGCCUGCUUGUUCCUCUGCUGUUCUCCUAUAUAUUUAGGAAUAGAAAAAAGGGAAAGCUGCGUGGAGUGCCUGCUGAAGUUGAUGGGGAUGGUGCUAUCGUGAUGCGGAGCUAUCACUUUCCUUCCCCUGUAGAAAUGCCAUUUGAAGGAGCUUCAACCCUUGCAUACCUCUUUGAGAAAUCAUGUAAAAAACAUGGCUAUGUGCCUUUACUUGGAAGCAGGAAGCUUAUCAGCAGAGAAACAGAAUUCAGCCCAGAGGGUAGAUCGUUUGAAAAACUACAUUUAGGAAAGUAUGAUUGGAUAAAUUAUGCUCGUGCAUUUGAACGUGCAUGUAACUUUGCAUCAGGCUUGGUAGAACUUGGCCAUGAAAGAGGUGAGCGUGCUGCAAUUUUUGCUGAGACUCGAGCAGAAUGGCUAAUUGCCUUGCAUGGUUGCUUCCGUCGUAACAUUACAGUAGUAACGAUCUAUGCUUCUUUGGGGGAGGAAGCACUUGCACACUCAUUGAAUGAGACAGAAGCUUCAACAGUGAUUUGUGAUCGCAAGCAACUAGGAAAGCUGAUUGACAUAAGUACACAAUUGGAUACUGUAAAGCGUGUAGUUUACAUGGAAGAUGAGGGCACUACUUAUGAGCCUUCUUUAUCUGGGGGAAGCAGCAGCUGGACAGUAUUAUCCAUGUCCAGAGUUGAGAUUCUUGGUCAGGAAAGACCUGUUGAUGCUGAUUUGCCAGUAGCUGCUGAUGUUGCAGUUAUAAUGUAUACAAGUGGUAGUACAGGCUUGCCCAAGGGAGUCAUGAUGACUCAUGGAAAUGUUGUCGCAACAGUUGCUGCUGUAAUGAAAAUUGUUCCAGGUCUUGGCAAUAAAGACAUUUAUCUGGCUUAUUUACCAUUAGCUCAUAUUCUGGAACUUGCAGCCGAGGCUGUAAUGGUUGCUGUAGGAUGUGCCAUCGGUUAUGGCUCACCUUUUACACUAACUGACACAUCACCUAAGAUUAAGAAGGGAACGCAAGGUGAUGCUUCUAUGCUUGGUCCUACUUUAAUGACUGCUGUACCAGCUAUUUUAGAUCGUGUUCGUGAUGGUGUGCGGAAAAAGGUUGACGCAACAGGUGGGAUAUCAAAAAGAUUGUUUGAUAUUGCAUAUAACCGUAGAUUAGCUGCUAUAGAAGGAAGCUGGCUUGGAGCUUGGGGUCUAGAAAAGCUUGUCUGGGAUGUACUAGUUUUUAGGAAGAUACGUGCAGUUCUUGGAGGUCAUAUCCGUGGCUUGCUUUCGGGUGGAGCUCCUCUCUCUGGUGAUACACAAAGAUUCAUUAAUAUAUGCCUUGGGGCGCCAAUUGGGCAAGGGUAUGGUCUUACUGAAACUUGUGCUGGAGGCACAUUUUCAGAAUGGGAUGACACAACUGUUGGUCGUGUUGGCCCUCCACUUCCCUGUUCAUAUGUGAAGCUGAUUGAUUGGGAGGAAGGUGGAUACUUAACGGGAGAUUCACCAAUGCCUCGAGGAGAGAUUGCUAUUGGUGGUCCCAAUGUAACACUAGGAUAUUUCAAGAACAAAGAAAAAACUGAAGAGGUGUACAAGGUGGAUGAACGAGGAAUGCGAUGGUUUUAUACUGGAGAUAUUGGCAGAUUUCAUCCUGAUGGCUGCCUUGAGAUUAUAGAUCGGAAAAAGGACAUAGUUAAACUACAGCAUGGAGAAUAUGUUUCCCUGGGCAAGGUGGAGGCAACUUUGUCCACGAGUAAUUAUGUGGACAAUAUCAUGGUUCAUGCUGAUCCAUUCCACAGUUAUUGUGUGGCUCUGAUCACUCCAUCUUGCCAAGCUCUUGAAAGUUGGGCUGAAAAACAAGGAGUUGUUUAUAAGGAUUUUUCAGAUUUGUGUGAGAAAGGUGAAACAAUUAAGGAAGUUCAGAGCUCAAUUUUGAAGGUUGGCAAGAGUGCAAAACUUGAUAAGUUUGAAAUUCCUGCAAAAAUCAAGCUACUUCCAGAUCCAUGGACGCCUGAAAGUGGUCUAGUCACAGCAGCACUUAAGUUGAAGCGAGAAGUUAUAAAGAAGACUUUUGCAGAGGAAUUGAACAAGUUGUAUGAUUAAUGAAAUUCCAGAACAUGGAUAAUGUUGAUGAACUUUGUCUAGUCCUUGGUAAAUCUUAUCAACUUAAAUGGUCAUUUACCAUUUUUAAAUAACUGUUCAGUGAUGAAUUCUGUGACUGAUAUUCUCCCAGUUUGUUUUGUACUUAUUUAAAGGCUGAAAUGGCUAGGUAUUGGCAUUGAUUGUGUUCAUAUUCCCUCUCUGUAACUGCUCACUGUGAGGAAUGGGUGUGAGAAUUUAUUUUAUGA